AUGGUUUCCGGCAGUUUAAAUAUACCUAUCAUAGAUUUGGAAAAUUUUGAAGACCCACGUUUUACGGAUUCGAAGUAUGUGCUUACUAGUCCCAGAUCUCUUGAAGCCUGUUCACGCCUGAGGAUACCUCCUGUUGAUCUUCUUUACAAAAGCAGGGCUGAACUUCUCGAACGUUUUAAAAAACUCCCUGCAAACAAAAUUGAUGAGCUUUACAUAAAAAGUGAAGAACAAAGAAGAGAUAAGCUUUCAAAGGCUAGAUUAGAAAGGAGAAGGUUGAUAAGGCUUGAAGAUUCUACGAAGAAUGGAUCUUCAUUUGCCGAUGUUGGAUAUGUAGAUGAAUUCACUAAAAUCCCUCAGAAAACAAGUAUUUUCACUCAGCCAUCUGCGAAAAAUUUUGAAGAAAAUGUCAACAAUGAACCAUCUUACACAAAAAUGUAUACAGAUUUAAUGAACAAAUUACACCCAAAUGAACUUAAACGAAUCGAUUUAAUUCAAAAAAAGUACCAAAAGAAUAAAACGGAUUAUCCAACUACAUCAUCAUCAUCAGCGUCUAUUAAUUCAAGAAGUUUACAAAAUCUUGUUCUUAUUGGUCAGGCGUCUAGACCUCAGUCAGCGACUUGCAAACGAUUUCAACAGAGUCACAGCAGCACUUCACAAGCACAAAAUUCAGAACGAAACUCCACAAGACGUGCUUCAUACUCAUCUUUGGAUAAAGAAAGAAAGUUUUGGCAACGUAAACACACGCAAGAACAAAUAGAAAAUGAUGAAAGAGAGCGUAUACAAAAGUCAUAUGAAGAAAAAUUAAAUAAAUUUGAAAAACAAAAGAAUGAAAUUCUAAAAGAAAAAGAGAGAAAUAUAACUGCAGCUCAUUAUGAACGUGAAAGAAAAGUACGCCAAGUACAAGAAAGAAAACAGCAGUUAGGCAAAAUGCUUGAUGAAUACAGGAAGGAGUUGUACAAAGCACGUGAACAAUCAAUACAAAGAGCUGCUGAACGUGUGUCGUCAAGACUAUCUGAAGAACAGCAAAGAUUAGCUUUAGAGAGAAGACAAAAACAGCUACAAGUUGAAGAAAAUACUAAAGAAAGACAACGUAGAGAAAGUGAACUUCGUAAAGCAGCUGAAUUAGCACUACAACAAAAAGAUGAACAUAUACGUCGAUUAAUUGAAGAAAAGGAGGCUAGAAUUCAAGAGUCAAGAAAUUUAGCUUUAGCAGCUGAACGUUUACGUGAAGAAAUGCUGCGUGUUUACAAUUUGGAUAGUUUUGAUAAAAAAGUUCACAAAGUCACCUUAAUCAAUCAUAUGGGUUUAAAUGAAAGGAUAUAA
Trichobilharzia regenti is the source of this 1323-nucleotide messenger RNA. Lineage: Eukaryota; Metazoa; Platyhelminthes; Trematoda; Strigeidida; Schistosomatidae. The record is from the annotation of a GenBank genome assembly.